Opisthorchis viverrini is the source of this 1633-nucleotide messenger RNA. RefSeq lists its product as hypothetical. Gene Ontology annotation, molecular function: RNA binding. Gene Ontology annotation, cellular component: nucleus. The record is from RefSeq and is a predicted model, not a curated record. The coding region runs from base 140 to 1261 and encodes 373 amino acids. NCBI's taxonomy places the organism in Eukaryota, Metazoa, Platyhelminthes, Trematoda, Opisthorchiida, Opisthorchiidae. Gene Ontology annotation, biological process: DNA alkylation repair; regulation of DNA-templated transcription. The transcript is spliced from 2 exons.
CAAGAAGGGUAUUUCCAGGGUCUUGCACAUUGGCGUUGUCCGCCACAUAGGUGUGCUCUUUUCCAAGUUUACAGUUUCUAGUUAACAGCAACCAAUCUCUAUGACAAGUCUGCGCGUUUUUCCCUUAUCUUUUUAACAGAUGGAUUUCGUUCUUUAUCCGAAGAUGUUGCAUAUGGGUUCCAGGCAUUAUCGCAUCAAUCCCACACGACACGAAUUGUCCCAAAAUUUACUUAUUCCCGUUAGUCAACUCGAUGAAAAUGAUUUAACGGAACACCCAUGGGCAGAUACUGAGGAUACCCUGUCCAACGAAUUCACUGAAACUAUCGAACCUGAUAAUGAAGGCUUUCGGGUGAAGCUUCGCAUACCAACAUUGUUCCACGGAUUCAUUAUCGGGCACAGACGAGAAAAACUGAAGCAACUGGAGCAGGAAUUCUCGUGUCGGGUUAUAUUCCCCCCUCUUGGAAGCACCUCUUCAGACAUUACUGUAAGAGCCGCUUCCAGAGCCAGCGUGGCUGGUGCAUGUAGGCGCCUACUUUGGAUUCAGACAAAUGCACGAAUGCGUGCAAAUCCAACACAUUUCAUCUGCUUGCCCGCCAACUCUCCUGAACUUCAACGAAAUUUCUUAUCAUUUCGUCAGACAGCUCUCGAUUUCGCUGCGAGGGAUACAUGUGGGGAUUUCAUGGGUUUAUCUAUAGAUGUUUUCAAAUCACCUGCUUCGCUCCACUUUACGAUCAUCCCUCUCUUGUUAGCAGACAGCUCAGAAGUACAGCUUGCAUGUGAUCUGAUGCACAGUUUUAGCCAGUCAGAUAUAGGAAGGACUGUGUUCUCCGAUGGUCCCUUCCGUCUCACAAUUCAGGGUUUGGAGUAUAUGAGCGAUGAUCCCGAGAAAGUCAAAGUCUUGUAUGCCAAGAUUGCUCCGUCAGCGGACAGAGACCGCUUGCAACGUAUGUCAAAUGGCCUUACCAAAUUAUUUCAGGAGCACAAUUUACUGGGAGGAAAACUCCACCGUCCAGAUGGGGACGUUCUACUCCACUUGACACUUCUUUAUGCUUCCGACUCCUCUGCUUCCCAAAGCUCAUCUUCACCAUUCAACGUCACUGGACUACUUCGCGAAUUGGGGAAUUUUACUUUUGCUGAGGAUCAUUGUUUCGAUACUCUCCACUUAUGUUUAAUGGGUAGUCAAACUGGGGAUGAGUUCUACUCCUCGUGCUGCCAGCUAAAUUUCAGUGACCCAUCUAAUCCUAUACUUACCUUGUCAUAAAAGUGUUGCGGUCCUCUAUUCCUUUUUUGAAUUCCUAUUAAUAUUACUGCAACUGCCAUGGUCGCACUUGCAAUACCAGCGUAUAUACCGAAGUACUAUCUCUUUUGUGGAGCUCCUUUUUUCUCAUCGAUCCAUUUUUGAAAUGCAAGCUUGAGUUCUGUUACCGUGAUUUUCACACCUAUCGUCUUUCCGAACCGCAUUCAUCUUCUGGUAAACCACAAGCGGUCAAAAGGCCGACUGUUUCCUCAUCUUUCAUUUUCAACAACAACCGAGAUUGGCGUUGCAUAUUACUUCCAGACACGCGUAAUGUAAAAAGGCUGCCAACAGCAUACGGUUUUGAAAUAUUAUUCGACGUGCAAUACAGAGUAAUCG